Wickerhamiella sorbophila is the source of this 1662-nucleotide messenger RNA. RefSeq names its product ATP-dependent RNA helicase DBP2. Gene Ontology annotation, molecular function: ATP binding; RNA helicase activity; RNA binding. Gene Ontology annotation, cellular component: nucleus; ribonucleoprotein complex; cytoplasm. Lineage: Eukaryota; Fungi; Ascomycota; Dipodascomycetes; Dipodascales; Trichomonascaceae. The coding region runs from base 1 to 1662 and encodes 553 amino acids. Gene Ontology annotation, biological process: rRNA processing. The transcript has a single exon. The record is from RefSeq and is a predicted model, not a curated record.
AUGAGCUACGAUAGAAGAAGUGAUAAUAAUCGUGGCUACGGCGGCGGUGGCUACAACAACCGCAAUGGCGGCGGCUAUGGCGGGCGCGGCGGUUCCGGGGGCCGUGGCGGCUACGGCGGCGGCGGCGGCGGCUAUGGCGGCAGUCGCGGCGGGUACGGAUCCAAGCCUCCCUUUGAGCCUAUUGAGCUCACCAAGCCUGAUUGGGACAGCAUGACCCUGCCCGAGUUUGAGAAGAACUUUUACCAAGAGGACCCGGUUGUGACUGCCCGCGACAACAACCACAUUGCUGAGUUCCGCAAGCAGCACGAGAUGACCGUGCGCGGCAAGGACAUCCCCAAGCCCGUGGAGUCCUUCAAGGAGGUCGGCUUCCCCGACUACAUUCUCAAAGAAGUUGAGCAGCAGGGCUUUGAGAAGCCCACCGGUAUUCAGUGCCAGGGCUGGCCCAUGGCUCUGUCUGGUCGGGAUAUGAUUGGUAUCGCCGCUACUGGUUCCGGCAAAACUCUGUCUUACUGCUUGCCGGCUAUUCUGCACAUCAACGCCCAGCCCCCGCUCAAGUACGGCGACGGCCCAAUUGCCCUCGUUCUCGCCCCCACUCGUGAGCUGGCCGUCCAGAUCCAACAGGAGUGCUCCAAGUUUGGCCGCACGUCUCGCAUCCGCAACACCUGUGUGUACGGCGGUGUCCCUCGGGGUGCCCAGAUGCGUGAUCUCGCCCGCGGUGCCGAGAUCGUUAUUGCUACGCCGGGCCGUUUGAUCGAUAUGCUCGAGGCCGGCAAGACCAAUCUCCGUCGUGUGACAUACCUUGUUCUUGAUGAGGCGGAUCGUAUGCUCGACAUGGGCUUUGAGCCCCAAAUUCGCAAAAUCGUCGACCAAAUCCGCCCCGAUCGCCAAACACUCAUGUGGUCUGCUACCUGGCCCAAGGAAGUCCAGCAGCUGACUCGGGACUAUUUGCAUGAUGAGAUCCAAGUCACCAUUGGUUCGCUUGAGCUCUCGGCCUCGCACAAUAUCAAGCAGAUUGUUGAAGUUGUUGACGAAUGGGAAAAGCGCGACAAGAUGCUCAAGAAAAUCCAGGAGGUUAUGGAAGACAAAGAUUCAAAGGUAUUGGUUUUCACCGGCACCAAGCGGGUUGCCGACGAUGUUACCAAGUUCCUUCGUCAAGACGGCUGGCCUGCUCUUGCAAUCCACGGCGACAAAACACAGUCUGAACGUGACUGGGUUCUGAAAGAGUUCAAGACCGGAAAGUCCCCUAUCAUGGUUGCUACCGAUGUCGCCUCUCGUGGUAUCGAUGUAAAGGGUAUCAACUUUGUUAUCAACUACGACUAUCCUUCAAACAGUGAAGACUACGUCCACCGUAUCGGUCGUACGGGUCGUGCUGGCUCCAAGGGUACUGCAUACACUUUGUUCACCAAGGACAACUCAAAGCAGGCCCGCGAUCUUCUUACUGUUCUCACCGAGGCAAAGCAAGAGAUUGAUCCCAAGCUCGCGGAAAUGGGCCGUCCUCGUGGCUAUGGCGGCGGCGGUGGCCGUUUCGGCCGCGGCGGUGGAAACUACCGUGGCGGUUAUCGCGGCUACGGUGGCCGCGGCGGUGGCUAUGGCUCGUAUCGUCGUCCCCAGGCUUCAACUGGAUCCAACACUGCGCCAUUGGGUAACAAGACCCGCUUUUAA